GAGCGCCAAUGGAUGUUGAGUCGGCCAUGGAUUCAUUGGAUGCAGAGUGGGCGGACAUGAUGCGUAAUCCAGAUGAGGCUGACGACGACAAAUGUUUCGCAAUGGUGCAGUCGUACCUAGAGGCUUGUCCGGAGUCGCUCGAGAACGCCUCAGGCAGGAAACGAGGUCAGUGGAGCGUGGUUCGUUACAUGGAAAGGGUGACUGCAGCCACUGGCCUGGUAAAGGAUGCGGUUGGAGAGAUGAUGUGGUUCAAGUUGUACGUGGAGUUUGCCCAGACAACCAGAGGAGGCCGAUUGUCCGACGACCAGGCCGUGGCGAAGUGGAGGCAGUGGGAAGAGCAGAAGAAUCGGGGCGAUCAGAUUCUUCAUGACUUCGGAGGGCCAGACAACAGCAAAUUGCGUUUCUGGGUCAAGACCGCGGAUCAGCUCAUCUACAGGGACGGCUUCAUGCUUGACAUUCUCCAGCUCAAGGCCGAUGUCGAGGACGACGAGGAGCCGGACGAGCAGGAGGAGGCCGCUCCUUCACUGGCCGAAAGUUCUGAGGAGAAGAGCAACAAGAAGGAAGCCCAAUGGGUGGAGCGAGACAAGCAAGUCUCCCAGGCAGUGCGUGCAGCCAUGACAGCCUUGCAUGCCUUCCAGGAUAAAUCUCGGAGGCAGUUGAGUCGCCAGGAAGCUGAGAUGCCGGAGCUGAUCGACAAGUUCGGCGAGGAGAAGAGCAACUUCCUGGGGGAGAUCAAAAUCUAUGAGGUGCGCCUUGAGGCCUUGAAGCUGUGCUUGCAAAAAGAUGAGACCGCUUUGAAGCAAUUCAUUGCCCGCUUCGCCGGCCACUUGGCCGUCAACUCGGAGGAUGGCCAGACGGAUGCCACCAAGAAGGUGGAGAUUGGCAACUGCCCGCCCAUCGAGCUUUACCAGAAGCUCCAGACGUUUGACAGCCUCAGCAAGCUCAUCGAGCGGUACCACACCGCCACACAGCCGAAGCAUAUCAAGGACACCACAAGCGUGCUCACCGAAGCUCGUCUUCCAUUGUCGCAGCUCCUUGGGGCUUGCUUGCGUGCAGAGAAGUCUAUCAAGGGCGCCCAGGAUCAGUUGAAGAAGCAGGCAGAGCGACGGCAGGCGGAAGCACAGAAGCCCAAGGCCAACCCCGCACCAACCGAUGCAGCAGCUCUCUUCGAUCAAGGCGCCGCCGUUGCAGAGGAGCUUCCAAGGUAUCAGUUGGCGGACUUGAAGGAUGAGAGCUUCAACAUGUCUGCGCCUUUCGUGAUCGUGGCCCCCGAGUGGGCAGUGAAGGCCGAGGCAGAGAAGGGUGCUUUCAAGCUGGGCAUGGAUGAGUUCAGGACGUCUUUUGAUAUGACUCGCAAGCAGCAGAAAGGCAUCCGUGUUUCGAAG
Molecule: messenger RNA, 1385 nt
Organism: Symbiodinium sp. CCMP2456
Lineage: Eukaryota; Dinophyceae; Suessiales; Symbiodiniaceae
Source: the annotation of a GenBank genome assembly